AAUGCCGCCGUCGCUCCUCCUCCUCCUCCUCCUCCACAGCUUCCUCUGGACUCUCUCUUCCGCCGUCGAAGUCCUCCUCAACGGCUUCCACUCCUCCAACCUCAGCCUCUUCGCCAACGCCACUCUCGAGCCCUUCCCCUCAUGCUCCCACCUCCUCCGCCGCCUCUUCAUGCUCUCUCUCACUUCCAAGGACCCCUUCUCCCUCGGCCGCGCCCUCCUCCCCGACCCCAUCCCUACCAAAUCUUCCUCCCUCGGCGUACUUUCCUUCUAUGUUUCCUUCCUUUUCUCCAUGGCCACCGUCCCCCAGGCCCUACCCGGCCACGGUCUGUCCUUCCUCUUCGCUCCCUCCCAAGACACCCUCGGCGCCACCUCUUCCCAGCACCUCGGCCUCUUCAAUCGAUCCUCUGAUGGAGACCCCUCGUCCCGCGUCCUGGCCGUCGAGUUCGACGUCUUCCGCAACCCGGAAUUGCACGAUAUGAACGGCAACCAUGUCGGCGUCAACCGCAAUUCCCUCAAUUCUAUUCAAGCUGCCGCCGCCGGAUAUUGGCUCGAAGACGGAGUCACCUUCGAAAGUCUCACCCUAAAUGACGGAUCCAAUUACCAGGCUUGGGUCGACUUCGCCGGCGGCAUACUCAACGUCACCAUGGCCCCUGCAAAACUUGGCGUUAAGCCGCGCCGCCCCCUCAUCUCUUUCAAAAUCGACCUCUCCGACGUCUUUCUCGACGAUAUGUACGUCGGAUUCGCCGCCUCUAACGGGCAAUUAAUGCAGCACCACCGCGUCCUUGGUCUGAGCUUCAGCAACACUAAUUCUUCUGCCAGCACCGGCCUAAUCACGACCGAUCUCCCUGAUUUCAUCACGCUGGAAUCUGACAAGACGCGCCUUUUGAUCAUCCUUCCUGUGUCUGCGACGGUGAUCGCGAUUUUUAUGGCGGGAAUAAUAGGUUUAUGGGUAGCCAACCGCCGUAGGAGGAGAGACAGGGGAAACAGGGGAGAGUUGGUCGAAGAGAUGAUAGAGGAAUGGGAAUCGGAGUAUUGGCCACAUCGAAUCGAGUAUCAUCAGAUUGCCGCCUCCACGGACGGUUUCUCUGACAGCAAUCUCGUCGGCCAAGGAGGCAACGGGAAGGUCUACAAGGGGCUGCUCGGAGGCGAACAGGUGGCGGUGAAGGUUUUCUCACAAACCAACGAGGCGGAGGCGGAGGCGAAGCAUUUCUCGUCGGAGGUUCGCACACUCGGCCGGCUGAAGCACCGUAACCUGGUCGGCCUCCGAGGGUGGUGCCGGACGCGACGAGCAACCGCCAGCACGAUGAUUCUCGUGUACGACUACAUGAAGAACGGAAGCCUUGACCGGUGGAUCUUUGGCGAUGGGAAGCGAUUGGAUUGGCAAUCGAGGGCGAGAAUCCUUCGAGAGGUGGCGGCGGCGGUGUUGUACCUGCACGAGGUCUGGGGAGGCGAGACGGUGGUGCUCCACCGCGAUGUCAAGGCGAGCAACGUGAUGCUGGACAGCGACAUGACCGGUCGGCUGGGCGAUUUCGGGCUGGCGCGGGCGCACCGGAGGGGGCUGCCUUUGGGGACCACCCAGGUGAUGGGGACAGUGGGGUACCUGGCGCCAGAGGUGGUGAGGACUGGGCGGGCGACGACGGCGACGGACGUGUACGCCUUCGGGGUGCUGACGUUGGAGUUGGCGAGCGGGCGGAGGGCGGUGGAAGAUGGGCGUCCGCCUCUGGUUACAUGGGCUCGGGAGGUUGUGAAGGUGAACGGGGAUCUGGCAGUGUUGGAAGCGAGGAUGCGGGAAUCGGAGGGGUUCGACGACUGGGAGGCGGUGCGGCUGGUGGCAGUGGGGUUGGCAUGCACGAGCGAGGAUGCAAUGACGCGGCCGACGAUGAGGCAGGUGGUGCGGAUGUUGGAGGCGGAGGAGCAGGAGGUGGCAGAGGACGGCGCGCGCGGCCGGGCGGAGGCGACGUCGUGGCUUCUAGAUGCGCGGUUGCGGACGACGGUGGAGUCUGACAGGGCGUGGGGACAGCACCAGCGUCCGCAGCCGCGGCACCACCUCACGAUCAAUGAGCUUCGAAAUUCGAUCUCCAUUUGCAUGCCGCUGUCUGGGUCCGAUAUCAUCGCACAGCCACGUUAAAAUCACUAAACUUUUUUCUAUGAAUCAAUCCAUUGUCGAUGGAACUGAGUUCUAUCCGUGAACUGAAAUCACUAAACUUUUUUCUACGAAUCAA
Molecule: messenger RNA, 2222 nt
Organism: Zingiber officinale
Lineage: Eukaryota; Viridiplantae; Streptophyta; Magnoliopsida; Zingiberales; Zingiberaceae
Product: L-type lectin-domain containing receptor kinase VII.1-like
Exons: 1
Coding region: 2-2128 (708 amino acids)
Biological process (GO): protein phosphorylation
Cellular component (GO): plasma membrane
Molecular function (GO): carbohydrate binding; protein kinase activity; ATP binding
Source: RefSeq, a predicted model, not a curated record